Molecule: messenger RNA, 5603 nt
Organism: Heterocephalus glaber (naked mole-rat)
Lineage: Eukaryota; Metazoa; Chordata; Mammalia; Rodentia; Bathyergidae
Source: RefSeq, a predicted model, not a curated record
UGCUGACAGCCGCGGGGCGAGGCAGGCGUCGCGCCCGGCAGGUGGGGGUUGUGGUAGUGGGGGGCGCCGGCGCGAUGGCGGUGGAGACCCUGUCCCCGGACUGGGAGUUCGACCGCGUGGACGACGGCUCGCAGAAAAUUCAUGCUGAAGUCCAACUGAAGAAUUAUGGAAAAUUUCUUGAGGAUUAUACAUCGCAGUUGAGAAGAAUUGAGGACGCCCUGGAUGAUUCAAUUGGAGAUGUUUGGGAUUUCAAUCUUGACCCUAUAGCAUUAAAGCUUUUGCCUUAUGAACAGUCUUCCCUUUUGGAACUGAUAAAGACUGAAAACAAGGUCUUAAACAAAGUCAUUACUGUUUACGCUGCACUUUGUUGUGAAAUCAAGAAAUUAAAAUAUGAGGCUGAAACUAAGUUUUAUAAUGGUCUCUUGUUUUAUGGAGAAGGAGCUACCGAAUCAAGCAUGAUGGAAGGUGAUUGCCAAAUUCAGAUGGGGAGAUUUAUUUCAUUCUUACAGGAGCUGUCCUGCUUUGUCACGAGGUGCUAUGAGGUGGUGAUGAAUGUCGUCCAUCAGCUGGCUGCCCUCUAUAUCAGUAACAAGGUUGCACCCAAAAUCAUAGAGACAACUGGAGUUCAUUUUCAGACUAUGUAUGAGCACCUGGGAGAACUGCUCACAGUUUUGCUCACCCUGGACGAGAUCAUCAAUAAUCACAUCACUCUGAAAGACCACUGGACCAUGUACAAAAGGUUAAUGAAAUCUGUCCAUCACAACCCUUCAAAAUUUGGAAUUCAGGAAGAAAAACUGAAGCCAUUUGAAAAGUUUCUGCUGAGGCUGGAAGGACAGUUGCUUGAUGGAACGAUAUUCCAGGCCUGUAUAGAACAGCAGUUUGAUUCUCUCAACGGAGGAGUAUCUGUGUCCAAAAAUAGCACUUUUGCUGAAGAAUUUGCACAUAGUCUUCGCUCAAUUUUUGCAAAUGUAGAAGCCAAACUUGGAGAACCUUCGGAAAUUGACCAGAGGGACAAGUAUGUUGGAAUCUGUGGACUCUUUGUACUGCACUUUCAGAUUUUUCGAACUGUUGAUAAAAAGUUUUAUAAGUCUUUAUUGGACAUUUGUAAGAAGCCGCAGGUGGUGUUCAUGGGCCACCUCAAGGUGCACGCUGCCUGCCGCAGGCCUGUUAAAUUUCCUGUGCUGAGUGACCCCACUGUUUUCCCUGCUAGAGAUGUGCAGUCCUACUACGUCUUUGUGAGCUCAUGGAUGAUGAAAAUGGAGUCAAUUUUAUCUAAGGAGCAGAGAAUGGAUAAGUUUGCUGAAGACCUCACCAACAGAUGUAAUGUUUUCAUACAGGGCUUCUUAUAUGCAUAUAGUAUUAGUACCAUUAUCAAGACCACAAUGAAUCUCUACAUGUCCAUGCAGAAGCCAAUGACCAAGACCUCGGUGAAGGCGUUAUGCAGGCUCAUUGAACUUCUCAAGGCAAUAGAGCAUAUGUUCUACAGGAGAAGCAUGGUUGUGGCGGAUUCAGUUUCCCAUAUAACACAGCACCUUCAACAUCAGGCUCUUAAUUCAAUUUCUGUAGCCAAGAAAAGAGUAAUUUCUGACAAAAAGUAUAGUGAACAGCGUCUUGAUGUGCUCUCUGCUCUAGUUCUGGCCGAGAACACUCUAAACGGACCAAGCACAAAGCAGCGUCGUCUCAUCGUCUCUCUGUCGCUCAGCGUGGGCACCCAGAUGAAAACAUUUAAAGAUGAAGAACUCUUUCCACUUCAAGUAGUCAUGAAGAAACUAGACAUCAUCAGUGAGCUCAGAGAGCGCGUCCAGAUGCAGUGUGACUGCUGCUUCUUGUACUGGCAUCGAGCUGUCUUCCCAAUCUACUUGGAUGAUGUGUACGAAAAUGCUGUUGAUGCGGCCAGAUUACAUUACAUGUUCAGCGCGCUGCGAGACUGUGUGCCUGCCAUGAUGCAUUCGAGGCAUUUGGAGUCCUACAAGGUCCUUCUGAAUUGCUAUGACAAGGAGAUUAUGGAAAUUUUAAAUGAGCAUCUGCUGGACCAGCUGUGCAAAGAGAUAGAGAAGGACCUGCGGCUCUCCGUGCACACUCACUUGAAGCUCGACGACCGCAGCCCCUUCAAAGUGGGCAUGAAGGACCUGGCCCUGUUUUUCUCUCUGCAUCCUAUUCGGUUUUUCAACCGUUUCAUCGACAUUCGAGCGUAUGUUACUCACUACUUGGACAAGACUUUCUACAAUCUCACCACAGUAGCUCUUCAUGACUGGGCCACUUACAGCGAGAUGAGAAACUUGGCUAUGCAGCGCUAUGGCUUGGUCAUGACGGAGGCGCAUCUCCCCAGUCAGACCCUGGAGCAGGGCCUUGAUGUUUUGGAAAUUAUGAGAAAUAUUCAUAUAUUUGUGUCUCGAUACCUCUAUAAUCUCAACAAUCAGAUUUUCAUCGAAAGAACAAGCAAUAAUAAACAUUUGAAUACUAUUAAUAUUCGGCAUAUUGCUAACUCAAUUCGAACACAUGGCACAGGAAUCAUGAAUACCACAGUUAAUUUCACCUACCAGUUUUUGAAAAAGAAGUUUUAUAUCUUUAGCCAGUUUAUGUAUGAUGAGCAUAUCAAAUCCAGAUUGAUUAAAGACAUUCGAUUUUUCAGGGAAAUUAAGGACCAAAAUGAUCAUAAGUACCCUUUUGAUAGAGCAGAAAAAUUCAACCGAGGCAUCCGAAAACUUGGAAUAACACCAGAGGGCCAGAGCUACCUUGAUCAGUUCAGGCAACUCAUCAGCCAGAUUGGUAAUGCUAUGGGCUAUGUACGAAUGAUAAGAUCUGGUGGUCUUCAUUGUAGCAGCAAUGCCAUUAGAUUUGUGCCUGAUCUUGAAGAUAUUGUAAAUUUUGAAGAACUGGUAAAAGAAGAAGGUCUUGCAGAAGAAACGUUAAAAGCAGCAAGGCAUUUGGACUCCGUUCUCAGUGAUCACACACGAAAUUCUGCCGAAGGCACAGAAUAUUUCAAAAUGCUUGUGGAUGUUUUUGCUCCAGAAUUUCGAAGGCCAAAGAAUAUACACCUCCGAAAUUUUUAUAUCAUUGUGCCUCCUCUAACCCUGAACUUUGUAGAACAUUCCAUUAGUUGCAAGGAGAAAUUGAAUAAAAAAAAUAAAAUCGGAGCUGCCUUCACUGAUGAUGGUUUUGCCAUGGGUGUGGCCUAUAUCCUGAAGCUUUUGGAUCAGUACCAGGAGUUUGAUUCCCUUCACUGGUUCCAGUCUGUUAGAGAGAAGUACUUGAAGGAGAUGAGGGCAGUGGCUAAGCAGCAGAACGUGCAGUCGGCUGGCCAAGAUGAGAAACUGCUGCAGACCAUGACUCUUACUCAGAAGCGACUGGACAUCUAUUUACAGGAAUUUGAAUUGCUGUAUUUCUCACUGAGCAGUGCGAGAAUUUUCUUCAGAGCAGAUAAGACUGCGGCUGAAGAGAGUCAGGAAAAGAAAGAGAGGGAAGAAGAAACAAAAACAAGCAAUGGAGACCUAUUGGACAAUGCUGUCUCUGCCGAUCCUGUCGUAAAAUGAUUCUGGGGUACAAGGUCAUCAGAAUACGUUCAUACUUUUGCCAGUGAGGUGGAGGUCCUAAGCUGGGAUGAAUUGUUUCCUGGGUCAUAUUCUGGAAAUAUCUAGGUGUUGGAACUCAGGAAGGCAGUGCUCCAAAGUUCAUUACACUUUCAGAGGCUCUGCUUUUCAGAGGUUGAGAAUAUGAUUGUAAAAUUGGAUUUUUUCCUGGACUUUGGGCUGGGACAUGCUCCUUGGAACAGUUGUUUGAUGUGACAUUACAGAAAGGCACAUCUGGAUUCCUGAGCAGUCGCCUCACAUCUCUUGUAGUCUACAUGAGUGUUUGUAAUUUGUGUCGCAUAGGUCUCUGGUCCCUGUUUAUCUCAAGUCAUCAGAAAUUCAUGUAUACUCUGUACAGCCAGUUUCAAUGUUCUUUUUGUGAAGGAAUUGAGCCUGAAAUUCAGGGAGCGACACUGACAUUCUCAUAGCAAGAGUAUGCGAAGAUGGCUUCGGUACGAGAGGGGAGCACAGUGUCCGGGCCAUGGGCCUGUGAGUUGUCAUUUCACGCUGCGAGGCCGCUCCUCGAGGAGACACUUUCUAACUAGUUGACUGCUUAGGGAACAGUUAGCUGCCAACAGCUGCUCUAGAUUAAGAUGUGCUCCACACUCAAAAGCAGUUCAGAUAAAGCCAUAGAGCCUGCUGGGAGCAUCCCUUGCGGUUGAAGGCACUCUGUGUGACAGGAGAAAAAAACGGAGUGAAUUGUUUCUAUAUCCAAACUCAGGUUUCUUCUGUGUCCAGUUAGGCUGACAUCUUGGCGCUGGUCUGUGCAGAGCUUUCUUUAUGACAAGUGUUAUCUAGGGUACAAGAUUAAAUAAUAAUUGCACUGUGUAGCCUGUGUAAAAAUGACCACUGUGAGAAUCAAAUUCUAAUAAAAUAAAUCACUUACUGAUUUUAAAAAGUGCAGAAAGAUUUUCAGUAAAUUUAGUUCCUGGCAAGCUACUACUAUUAUUUUUGUGAAGGUAUAUUAGUCAAUGAAUGGAUUAACCAUCCCCUUUCAAACAUGGGAUAAAAUGGUACUUCACAGCAGGGGAAGGAUUCCACCUUUCACUGCAACGUGACGUCCCUGUGGGAAGUGCUGGUCUCUCUCUGCUGCAUCUGCCUGCUCGGCGCUUCCCCGGGUCGGGGCUCUGACCUUGCCCUCUGUUCUCAGCUUUGGGACUGAGGUACCAAGUGAGCCUUCUGGGGUCACCGCUAGGCUCCAGGCAGCCUUCCCAGCUUGAGAUGAACACUUUUAAUCGUCAGAGUCAGAAGAAGCAGUAGGGAAUGGUUCCUGCUUACUAUGGAAACAUGGCAGAAUUAUGAACAGUGAAGGAAUAGAGGAUUUAAUAUUUCUAAUUCAUACUAACUUAGAAAUGGCCCUAAAGCAUGCUGCAUAAUUAAUAAUUUAUAUUUCAAUUAUAAAUGUUUAUAUUAAUGAUAGUGCAUUUGAUUAUAUCAAUAGUUACCAUUUCAUAGCAGCAGUAUUGUUUUCUGAUCGUAGCUUCCUAAAACUGUCCCAUUUAAUAGGGAUAGAUACUAUAAUUAGAGAAUCUCGAGUUCUCUGUCUCACACGAGCAGAUCAGAUCUUAGAGCUUCAUGCUGACUGAUGCCCUGCAUCCGGACAGCCGAGAAGGGUGACAGAUCAUUUCACCCUUAGUUCCAAACAGCGUCACAGUGGGGUGGCUGAGUCGUCGGGGCUCAUGCAUUCAAGUGAAGUCUGUGAGUUGAGUGUUCAGUGGUACAGACUGCAGAGCGGCAGGGCACCAUGCAUCCCCGCCCGGGUUAAUGUACACCUGUAGAGGGUGGUUUUCCCUCCUAACAUAUGAGUGUUAAUAUUUUCUCAGACAGACUGUAAUUUAAAGACCAAGGUGAACAUUGGUUUUAAGUUCACAGAAGAAUUAUUGAUGUUGAAAUUCUCAGGAAUUAAGGACUAACCAUACUUUUGUCAGUUCUAAUUAGAUUUUGUAAAAGAUAGCAAGUUUGUUACCUCCUCCAGUUGUAAGUGAAUUCACUAUGUAUAAAUAAAAUAUUAAUAAAAAUAAUUUGAAAACUUUC